Symbiodinium sp. CCMP2592 is the source of this 3207-nucleotide messenger RNA. Lineage: Eukaryota; Dinophyceae; Suessiales; Symbiodiniaceae. The record is from the annotation of a GenBank genome assembly.
AUGAUCGGAGCCGGAGAUGAUGGGAGAUCCUCUGGUUUUGGCGUGCCGACGAGGAUCGGAAGCCCUCCCGGAAGAUCAUCUUUUGCGGAUGUGGUCAGCAACGUCGUGUCCCAGAACGGCUCUUCAGCUCAUAGUGUUGCCAGGGUAUUCACUUCAGAUUCCGCAUAUUUCAGCUGCGUGGAAAGUGGCCUCGACAGGGAAGUUCUUGGAAAACGCAUUGGGUUGGAGUUCAAGAUGUUGGAGAUGCUCCCCCGCUUCUUCUUCUUCGUUGUAUGCUUCUGCUUAUUCAUUGCGAUCCAGCAGGUAGAGUACGAUCCGACGAACUUCUCUGGCAUUCACUUGCGCUUGGCCGACCAUUUCCACUUGGACACGGUAUUCGGUAUUCGGCAGAUCCCCGAGCUCAUCGAGUACCUCGACACGUUUGUAGUCUCCAACGCGCAACUAGAUCCGUUGAAUAUAUACCACUGGUGUGCCGAUGACGAGACGAUCCCACUCCCUGUGAACAGGAUCCGCUGCAAGAGAGAUGAAGGAAGUCUAGAGGACAAAGCCUUCCUUGAUCACUACAACGUGUACAACAAGAGGAUCCAGGAUGCAGAGAGUGAUGCUUUGAUGAGCAUGGUUCAGGAACUCCGGCAGUUUACCAUGAGCUGCUCGGCCAGGCGGCUGGAAGAGGAGAAGAGCAACGUCACUGGUGCGAAGUCGCCCAAGGCGCCACGAAAGCGUGAGAUAUCAGUGCCGUUACGAUCCCCGCACAUGGCAUCGAAGGAAGCAGUCUGGACAACGAGUUCCCUGCACCCUCUGGCGAACACAUCAGGAAUCGUCGGCUUUGCCCUGAAUGGGGUUCUGUUGAUCGGAGCCCAUCACGAGCGUGGCCAUGCAAUGCCAACUUCUUGGCACUUCGACGACUGCGGCGGGCACGUGGAUGUAAGUGGACGUUACCACUAUCAUUUUCCACCAUCCUGCUAUUUGUCGGAUCAAGGUCUGGUGUCUCCUGGUCGACCGGACUGGUGGACACAACCGGACCCACUUGCUUUCUGGCCGCUGCUGUCGAAACCUUCGCCUGUCGUUGGCUACGCUUUGGACGGCAUCCCCAUCCGUGGUCCUUACGGGCUCGAUGGACGUCUGGUUAACAACAGCGAGCUGGACGAGUGCAACGGACGAUCAGUGAUGAACGAGAAUGGUGUGCAGGAAUACCACUACGUUUGGUCCGUCUCUGAGCCGUUUCUUCCCCAGUGUAACGUGGAAAGCUUCUACGGGCCUUUUGCUUGCAGCUGGUUGGGCAACUGGUUCAGCUUAGCGUACAGUUGGCAGUUUGCAGAAGUCGGCUUUCCUUUUAUAUGUCAGUCACGCAACGUGGAGAAGGAUUGCGAGUCGAACUUUGUGGACAGCUUCAACGCUCAGGACCCCAACCCCGUCUACCGGGAGCCCAUGAAUGCGCCCCGCAACUCGAGCAUCCUCCGCUGCCGCGGGGAGGAGUACUCCACAGAACCGCAUUUGGGCUACGCCCCUACGACACGGGACGCCGUUCCGUACUACUGCGUUUUUGUUUCUGCCGACAUCCUGGCCAAGAUGCGAGAGUUCGAGUGGAUUGACGACCUCACUCGCGACGUGUUUGUGGCAAGCUUCAUUUACUUCCCUAAUGCUGACGCCAUCUCGUUGAUGAGGUUGGACUUCUACUUCUCAAACACAGGUCGAAUCAUUUCAGACAGAAGCAUCAACACGCACAGUGUCUUGCAGGACGCGCCGCGCUGGACGACGUACUUGGUCCUUCAGAGCAUCUUCCUCAUCAUAAUUUAUGCUCGGAUAUCAUUCAUCCUGUUCCGCUGCUGGCGAGUGAAGGGACGACGCCGCAUAACCUACGACUGUUUGUUGACAGUUCUGCUUGGUGCCUAUGGGACCAACGACAUCCUGUACCGAGUUCUCGGUGAGGACACGACCAUGCGAGGUCUGCUUUCUCUGAUCGAUCAGAUUUUGGACGUGGACGAUCCGCAGAGCCGUUCCACUGUCGAGAUGGUCAUAUCAGGGUCUUUCGAGACGUUGAACGUCAUCAAAGAUGCUGUGGCCUACCAGGAAACGAUGAAGCUCCUGGCAUACCUGCUGGUGUUCAUGUGCCUGCUGCGACUCAUUCAAUAUAUGGAGGUCCAUCCGCGGGUGGAUCUUAUUAGCCGCACGGUCAUGACAGCUUCUGGUGACAUGUUCCACUUCUUUCUCAUCUUCUUGAUUUUCUUCGCAAUUCUGGCCUGGUUGGCUCAUUGGUCCUUUGGACCAGACAAGGUUAUGUUCUCCACGUUCCGCAUCUCCGCCAACACCUGCUUUCAGAUGUUGAUCGGCGAGUACCCGUUCGAGGAUGAGUGGACUGAAGGCUGGCUGCAGAAGAUUUGGUAUAUUCUGUACACCUUCCUGCUAUUCUUGGUAUCCUUAAACAUUCUGCUGGCCAUCAUCGUCGAGAGCUUUCUCAGGGUCAAGCAGGAGACAGAGGGCAGGCUCGAGGUGAAAAGCCUGGUGAUGGAUGUUCUCGCCCUGCCAUUGAAAGCGCUGAUGGGCUUCCACCACGGAUGGCCGACCACUCGUGCCUUGCGCAUCCAUUUUGAGGCAACGCGAUUGUGGAAAGAACCGGUGACUGCAAAGGAAUUGGCAAGGUCGCAGCAUGCCCACUUCCGCGACAAGGAGUCUGCAGCCGAAUUCUUGCGGUACAACCACUGGCUCUUGGGAUACAAUGUCCUCGAUGAAAGAGGGCGCCAGUAUGAGGACUACAAGAAGUUCCUCUGCGAGUUCAUUAGCGGAGCCGGGCGGUGCUCAUCCCUCGACUUUGACAUGCAGACCUUGCAGCGACAAAUCCUCAAGAUCCAGGCUGCCAUCCGUCGCUUCCUUGCUGCGAAGCAGAUGGAGAAGAGAAAGAGGCAGAAACUGCGCAGCUUGGAUCGACGCCCAGAGGUGGCGAAGGGAGUGACCUCAGCCAAGCAGGACUUGACCGAUGCUUCGGCCAGCGUCAUUCGCGAGUUUGGCCAGCGGUUGGGUAUCAAACCUUUGAUGGUGGAAGCUUUGCUGCUCAUGCGCACGGAGAGCGUCGCAACGUCAGGCACGGACACCGAGGAGAAUACAUGGACUGGUUCGGAGAGCUUAGCUUCUGCCGAUGAUGAUGGCUCUUCGAAGGAUCGCUCCACAGAAAGGCCUUCGGCGGAAAAGUCCUUGACUCUCUUCGUCUGA